CAAUCAAGAGGCACAAAAAGCCAAAGACAGUCAUGUUCGAGCCACCACAACCUUCUACCACCAGACAACUGGAAGCAGUCGCAGUUGGAAGUAUUGAAAUCAACGUCUACCUCAAGUAUUUGAAAGCGUUUUCUUAUAAAUGGGCACUUAUCUUCCUCAACUUAUUGUUUUGCCGAUAUGUCAUGCAGGCUCUGAGCAGCAUUUGGUUAUCUCACUGGGCAGACGCUAACGUUAAGGAAACCAAUAGCAGAAGUACACUACGAGGUCUUGUUAUAUUCAUCGCCUUGGGAUUCGGCACCGUGCUCUUCAAUAUCAUCGCAACUGUGUCAUCAACGUUUGGAGGAGUGCGCGCUUCCUUAGCUCUUCACCACCCGCUUGUCGCUGCUCUUAUGCGAGCUCCAUUAUCGUUUUUUGAAGAGACUCCAUUGGGUAGAAUUCUCAGUCGUCUCGUAGGGGACGAGAAGAAGAAGCGUCAAAAAACCAGGAAUAGUAGAAUAUGCCUUGGAACAGCUGAUAAAUCCUUUUCAGUGCUCUUCAAUAUCAUCGCAACUGUGUCAUCAACGUUUGGAGGAGUGCGCGCUUCCUUAGCUCUUCACCACCCGCUUGUCGCUGCUCUUAUGCGAGCUCCAUUAUCGUUUUUUGAAGAGACUCCAUUGGGUAGAAUUCUCAGUCGUCUCGUAG
Molecule: messenger RNA, 681 nt
Organism: Ostertagia ostertagi
Lineage: Eukaryota; Metazoa; Nematoda; Chromadorea; Rhabditida; Trichostrongylidae
Source: the annotation of a GenBank genome assembly